CCGCGAGCCGCCCCGAUGUGGCAGGAGGCGAUGCGGCGCCGCCGCUACCUGCGGGACCGUGCCGAAGCGGCGGCGGCGGCGGCGGCGGGCGGCAGCGGCGGCGGCGACGGGCUGCAGCGGUCCCGGGACUGGCUGUACGAGUCCUACUACUGCAUGAGCCAGCAGCACCCGCUCAUCGUCUUCCUGCUGCUCAUCGUCAUGGGCGCCUGCCUCGCCCUGCUCGCCGUCUUCUUCGCGCUCCGGCUGGAAGUUGAAGACCAUGUGGCAUUUUUAAUAACAGUUCCAACUGCCCUGGCAAUUUUCUUUGCGAUAUUCAUCCUCGUCUGCAUCGAGUCAGUGUUUAAGAAGCUGCUCCGGCUUUUCUCGUUGGUGAUAUGGAUUUGUCUUGUGGCCAUGGGGUACUUGUUCAUGUGUUUCGGAGGCACCGUCUCUCCCUGGGACCAGGUGUCAUUCUUCCUCUUUAUCAUCUUCGUGGUGUACACCAUGCUGCCCUUCAACAUGCGAGAUGCCAUCAUUGCCAGCGUCCUCACCUCCUCUUCCCACACCAUCGUGCUGAGCGUCUGCCUGUCUGCAGCACCGGGGGCCAAGGAGCACCUAGUCUGGCAGAUCCUGGCCAAUGUGAUCAUUUUCAUCUGUGGAAACCUGGCGGGGGCAUACCACAAGCACCUCAUGGAGCUUGCUCUGCAGCAGACAUAUCAGGACACGUGCAACUGCAUCAAGUCCCGGAUCAAGUUGGAAUUUGAAAAACGUCAGCAGGAGCGGCUUCUGCUGUCCCUGCUCCCAGCGCACAUCGCCAUGGAAAUGAAAGCGGAGAUCAUCCAGCGGCUGCAGGGCCCCAAGGCCGGCCAGAUGGAGAACACCAACAACUUCCACAACCUGUACGUCAAGCGCCACACCAACGUCAGCAUCCUCUACGCGGACAUUGUUGGGUUCACCCGGCUGGCCAGUGACUGCUCCCCGGGAGAACUAGUCCACAUGCUGAAUGAACUCUUUGGAAAAUUCGAUCAAAUUGCAAAGGAGAAUGAAUGCAUGAGAAUCAAGAUUUUAGGAGACUGCUACUACUGUGUGUCCGGACUCCCUAUCUCUCUCCCUAACCACGCCAAGAACUGUGUGAAAAUGGGACUGGACAUGUGCGAAGCCAUAAAGAAAGUGAGGGACGCCACCGGAGUUGACAUCAACAUGCGUGUGGGCGUGCAUUCCGGGAAUGUCCUCUGCGGCGUGAUCGGUCUGCAGAAGUGGCAGUACGACGUGUGGUCCCACGACGUCACCCUGGCCAAUCACAUGGAGGCCGGAGGGGUCCCUGGACGUGUUCACAUUUCUUCGGUCACCCUGGAACACUUGAAUGGGGCUUAUAAAGUGGAGGAAGGAGAUGGCGACAUCAGGGACCCAUAUUUAAAGCAGCACCUGGUGAAAACCUACUUUGUAAUCAACCCCAAGGGAGAACGACGGAGUCCCCAGCACCUCUUCAGGCCUCGGCACACCCUCGACGGAGCCAAGAUGCGGGCCUCCGUGCGCAUGACCCGGUACCUGGAGUCCUGGGGGGCGGCCAAGCCCUUUGCACACCUGCAUCACAGAGACAGCAUGACCACGGAGAACGGCAAGAUCAGCACCACGGAUGUACCAAUGGGUCAGCAUAAUUUUCAAAACCGCACUUUAAGAACCAAGUCACAAAAGAAAAGAUUUGAAGAGGAAUUAAAUGAAAGGAUGAUUCAAGCAAUUGAUGGAAUUAAUGCACAAAAGCAAUGGCUCAAGUCCGAAGACAUUCAGAGAAUCUCGUUACUUUUCUACAAUAAAAUACUAGAGAAAGAAUACCGAGCCACGGCACUGCCAGCGUUCAAGUAUUACGUGACCUGCGCCUGCCUCAUCUUCUUCUGCAUCUUCAUCGUGCAGAUCCUGGUGUUACCCAAAACGUCCAUUCUUGGGAUCUCCUUCGGAGCUGCGUUCCUCUCGCUUGCCUUUAUCCUUUUCGUCUGCUUUGCGGGACAGCUUUUGCAAUGCAGCAAGAAAGCCUCUGCCUCCCUCCUGUGGCUGCUGAAGUCGUCCAGCAUCAUCGCCAGCCGCCCCUGGCCGCGGAUCUCCCUGACGGUCAUCACCACGGCCAUCAUCCUGACCAUGGCUGUGUUCAACAUGUUUUUCCUGAGUGAUUCGGAGUCAGAGGAAACGACUCUUCCAAUGGCCAACGCGUCAAACACAAGUCUUUCUGCUUUAAAUAAUCAGGCAGCGACUCUGCGUGCACAAAAUUUGUUUUUCCUGCCGUACUUUAUAUACAGCUGCAUCCUGGGGUUGAUCUCCUGUUCGGUUUUCCUGCGCGUGAACUACGAGCUGAAGAUGCUGAUCAUGAUGGUGGCGCUGGUGGGCUACAACACCAUCUUCCUGCACACUCACGCCCACCUCCUGGACGACUACAGCCAGGUCCUGUUUGAGAGACCAGGCAUUUGGAAAGACCUUAAGACCAUGGGAUCAGUGUCUCUCUUUAUAUUUUUCAUCACACUGCUUGUUCUGGGUAGACAGAAUGAAUAUUACUGUAGGUUAGACUUCUUAUGGAAGAACAAGUUCAAAAAAGAGCGGGAGGAGAUAGAAACCAUGGAGAACUUGAACCGCGUGCUGCUGGAGAAUGUGCUCCCUGCGCACGUGGCUGAGCACUUCCUGGCCCGGAGCCUGAAGAAUGAGGAGUUAUACCACCAGUCCUACGACUGCGUCUGCGUCAUGUUCGCCUCUAUUCCGGAUUUCAAAGAGUUCUAUACGGAGUCAGACGUGAACAAGGAGGGCUUGGAAUGUCUCCGGCUCCUCAACGAGAUCAUCGCUGACUUUGAUGAUCUGCUGUCCAAGCCGAAGUUCAGCGGAGUUGAGAAGAUCAAGACCAUCGGCAGCACGUACAUGGCAGCGACGGGUCUGAGCGCCGUGCCCAGCCAGGAGCACGCCCAGGAGCCGGAGAGGCAGUACGUGCACAUCGGCACCAUGGUGGAGUUCGCCUUUGCCCUGGUGGCCAAACUGGACGCCAUCAACAAGCACUCCUUCAACGACUUCAAGUUGCGAGUGGGUAUUAACCAUGGACCUGUAAUAGCUGGUGUCAUUGGCGCUCAGAAGCCGCAAUAUGACAUCUGGGGCAACACCGUAAACGUGGCCAGCAGGAUGGACAGCACCGGCGUCCUGGACAAAAUACAGGUCACCGAGGAGACCAGCCUCGUCCUGCAGACCCUGGGGUACACGUGCACGUGCCGAGGAAUCAUCAACGUGAAAGGAAAGGGGGAGCUGAAGACGUACUUUGUGAACACAGAGAUGUCAAGGUCCCUUUCCCAGAGCAACCUGGCAUCCUGAAGCGUCGCCUUCACUUUGGCAAGAAGACUGUAUUUUCAGGAAGCUACAAUGCACUUUCUGACUGCGAGUCUGUCCCUCGUUUGUGAUGUGCGUGCUCUGUUCUGUCCUCUGGAGCCUUUGCAGACUCCUCCCUGUCACCCGGUGGCGUACCGUUCGGUGUCUGAUGUGUGCCAAGGUCUCUCUGCCACUUGCACUGUGCUUAUUCCUAAGCAAGAGGGAAAGGAGUGUGCUUUCGGGGAGAAAAGCAUUCAGAGAACUGAGACGAGAGGUGAAGCAAACACAAAUUCUUAAGGCAAUAAAACUAGGGGGUGUAUAUUAUCUUCCGGUGCAUGUUCUUUUCUGGAAAAUACGGUAGCUCGCCAACUGCAUCUGCUAGUCUGAUACUGAAACACACAGUAUUUGUGAAUAAGUUGAUUCUGUCGCCCCACCUGGAAUCCGUGUUCAGCCACGUGUCUCACUGCAGGGGCUGUCCACGGGCCCCGCUGGGAUCCGUGGCCCCGUCUCCUUGCCCUGUCCUGUCUCCUGCCAACAGCACGUCGCCAUCCAUCACCAGAAUUAGUUCUUACAACCUAGGACUAGUUUUGUACCAAACGUGUCUGAUGUUUUGAUGCCAUUGUCUUUUGUAAGGUUAAUUCAUUAAAAGUUUUAUGUACUUUGCUGGAUAGUCUGUAUCUCCCCCCACCCCCGCCCCGUUCUGCUUUCUCCUGCAGUUUGCUCCAGAAUUGAGUCGGUUUUCUGUUUACUCUUCUGUGUGGCCAUUUCUCGCAGAAGGACCCCUCCAGAAGCAAAGACUGAGAAAUCCUUGAGUAAUUCAGAUCAGGACGAAGUUUGUGAUGCCGGUAACUGAUCAGGCAGCUCCCUGGAAAGAAAGACGGCGUGUUUCAACGUGUCACGUGGUCUG
This is a messenger RNA of Camelus dromedarius (Arabian camel), 4219 nucleotides long. RefSeq names its product adenylate cyclase 2 (gene ADCY2). Gene Ontology annotation, molecular function: adenylate cyclase activity. The coding region runs from base 16 to 3318 and encodes 1100 amino acids. Lineage: Eukaryota; Metazoa; Chordata; Mammalia; Artiodactyla; Camelidae. Gene Ontology annotation, biological process: cAMP biosynthetic process; adenylate cyclase-activating G protein-coupled receptor signaling pathway; adenylate cyclase-inhibiting G protein-coupled receptor signaling pathway. The record is from RefSeq and is a predicted model, not a curated record. Gene Ontology annotation, cellular component: plasma membrane. The transcript has 25 exons.